Molecule: messenger RNA, 624 nt
Organism: Rotaria sp. Silwood1
Lineage: Eukaryota; Metazoa; Rotifera; Eurotatoria; Philodinida; Philodinidae
Source: the annotation of a GenBank genome assembly
AUGCUUCGACGUCCACCUGAAUUACCACGUUCAGUUAAUGAUCGUCUCAAUCGAUUGGCAACAUCAGUAUUUACACCUAGGGAUCCAAAUGAUUUGAAACGUGGAAAUAAUCUUGUUUCUAAAGAAGCUCGAAUUGAAAUUGAUUAUUCAUCAAGUUUACCAUUGCAAAUGUUAUUAUAUUUUAAUAUUUGUUUUUUUCCUUGUUGGCUUUUUUCAUUAACUUUCGUUUUACCUGUAUUAUCAAUGUUACCCAAUGCAAAUGAUCAUAAGAUUUUGAUGAUAUUUGCAUUUAUUUUUAAAACAAUUAUUGAAUUUAUUAGAUUAUAUUUGGGUUAUACAGGAAAUUUAGCUGAACGAAUGCCUGAGUUAACAGCAUUUUGUUUACUAACAAUUAUAUUUCAAAUACCAUUAAGUAUAUUUUUACUUAUCUAUCCAUUAAUUCAAAAUAUUGAAAUGCCACUUAUUUUUGCUGUUGAAAUUAUAUAUAUAGCAUUUAUUGUAUUAGAAGGAGCAUUUGGUAUUUAUGCUGUACGUAUUAUGGUUGCAGCACAAUCAAGUCGUUUUCAUUAUCGACAAUUUGAAGAAAUUCAAUCAAUUAGUAAUAGUCGACCACCAUCUGGAUAA